Molecule: messenger RNA, 15699 nt
Organism: Cinara cedri
Lineage: Eukaryota; Metazoa; Arthropoda; Insecta; Hemiptera; Aphididae
Source: the annotation of a GenBank genome assembly
CAAACUCUCAUCUUUGAGUUUCUUCUAUUAAAAUCAAAUUGUUAGGUUUAGUUUCAGGUUUUAUAGUUUCUUAUUUUGUUUAUUAAAUUUUUAAUAAUCUAAUUUAAUUAUGACGAUGAUAAGUAAAAUGUGAUUGUUUAUCUUAUUUGUAAAAAUAUAAAAUCAGAAGUAAGUUUUUUAUAAUAUAUGGUUUAAUAUUGUUAAUUUAUAUCAAGUACAUUAUCUUUAGCAGUUUUAUUUGUUACAUUAUAAAACAUUUUUAUAUUAUUUUUAAUAGGUCAUGUCCAUUCCACCUUUUAUGCUGGGUGGAAACCCAUGGGCCCAAAUGAUUGUUCAGCAACAACAACAACAAAUUGCUGUUGUGCAAGCUCAAGCACAGGCCCAAGCAGCCCAUGCACAAGCAGCUGCCGUACAUGCUCAUAUGCAUGUUGCCCAACAAAUGGCAAUGCAUCAAAUGUCGUCAGUCCCGCCUCAUAGAAUACCUGAACCAUUGAGCGAAGAAAAAUUGCAAGAAAAAUGUAAAUUGCAGCAAAUCGCUUAUAAAUAAAUUGUAAUUAAUUCUUGUUAACUUCUUUUAUGUAGCUCAAAAAUGGCAACAAAUUCAAUCUAAAAGGUUUGCACCUAAACGUAAAUUUGGUUUUGUUGAUGCGCAAAAAGAAGAUAUGCCUCCAGAACACAUCCGUAAAAUAAUCAGAGAUCAUGGUGAUAUGAGUAGUCGUAAAUAUCGUCAUGAUAAAAGAGUUUAUUUAGGGUAUGUUAUGUAAUCAAAAUAAUACUUUUAUUUAUAAAAAAAAAAUUUUAAAAACAUCUGAUAUUCAACUAGAUUAUUUAAGAUUUUUUAUAAGUUUUAUUUAUAAAAGUGCUUAAUUCAGUUUAAAAAACCAAACAUGUAAUUCAUACAAUCAGUUAUGAAAAGAAAAUGUAUUAUAUUUUUUUUUAAUAUUUACUUAAAAUGUACUAUCUUUAACAAAGACCAAUAAGUAUAACUAAUUUUGUAUUAAAAUAUUAAAACAUUCUGAGAAGAGAAAAAGUUGUUAUUUUCAUUAUUCAAAUUAUUUAGUUAAUUUCAGUAAUUAAUCUAAUUAAAUAAAUAUUAAAUUAUGCAAUUUAAUAUUCAAUUGAGAAUUAAUUUUCUAUAAUAUGUGACUAAUUAAUAUUAUAAUUUUAGAGCUCUGAAGUAUAUGCCACAUGCUGUUUUAAAGUUAUUGGAAAAUAUGCCCAUGCCAUGGGAACAAAUUCGUGAUGUCAAGGUUUUAUAUCAUAUAACUGGUGCAAUUACAUUUGUAAAUGAAAUACCGUGGGUUAUUGAACCAGUUUAUAUUGCUCAGUGGGGGUAAGAUUCUUUUUCAAUUAUUAAACAAUUUAAAUGUCUUUAAUUAACAAUUUAAAUGAUUUAUUAUUUGUUUUUAUUUAAGAACUAUGUGGAUAAUGAUGAGAAGAGAAAAACGUGAUAGGCGUCAUUUUAAACGAAUGCGUUUUCCUCCAUUUGACGAUGAAGAACCGCCAUUAGAUUAUGCUGACAAUGUUUUAGAUGUUGAACCAUUGGAAGCUAUUCAAAUAGAUUUAGAUACAGAAGAAGAUGCUGCUGUAGCUAAAUGGUUUUAUGAUCAUAAACCACUUGUUAACACAAGGUAUUCAUUAUUUAAUAUUAAUACAAUAAGGGGCAGUAUUAAAUCAUCAGUUACAUAUUACUAAGAGUUUAUUAAUAAGACAGUCUGUAAGAAGGAAAAAUCAGUAUUACAAACUCCCGUUUGCUAACUGCCAGUUAAGCUUACCAACCAAUUUUGGCUGGUUACAAAAUGUAACUGAGCAAUAAACCACUCUGUUAACUGUUAGAGUUCCUUUACACGAAGCCACUAGGCAGCGCUACUUAGCAGCGCUGCUUUUGGAAAAAAACUUUAUAAACAAAUGGCCUCAAUUACAAUCUCUUGAACAUACCUGGUAAGAUCUUAUGUUCUAUCCAUGUUUUUAUUAUCUAUGACUAUAAUACUUAUUUUAUGGAAACAGACUAUUACUAUGUUAGCCCUGGUUAUCUAAAUAAUAGUUAAUGGUCCAUUACGUAAUCAGAGUUAUAACUGAUUAUUGUAAUAAUAGCCCUUAAAAAAUAAAUUCAAGUUUUAUAUAAAAUAUCAAUUAUCAUUAAUUUUAUUUAUUUGUAGACAUGUAAAUGGAUCUACAUAUCGUAAAUGGAAUUUAACUUUACCACAAAUGGCUACAUUAUAUAGAUUAGCAAAUCAACUUUUAACUGAUCUCGUUGAUGAUAAUUAUUUUUACUUAUUUGACCCAAAGUCAUUUUUUACUGCUAAAGCAUUAAACAUGGCUAUUCCAGGAGGACCUAAAUUUGAACCACUUAUCAAGGAUUCAAAUCCAGCGUAAGUUUUAACAUAAAUUAUAGCUACUUAAAAUAUUUUAAUACUUAAACAUUUAUUUUAUUAUUUAGUUUUGUUCGUGAUGAAGAUUGGAAUGAAUUUAAUGACAUUAAUAAAAUUAUUAUACGACAACCAGUAAGAACUGAAUACAGAAUUGCAUUUCCAUACUUGUACAAUAACUUACCUCAUUAUGUUCAUUUAUCUUGGUGAGUUUAAGUUUAAGUACAUUUUUUUUAAAGUAUUACAGUUAUUAUUUAAAAAUAACUAAAUCAAACACAUAAGUUUUGAAAACAUCAUAAAAUUAUUUGUUGUUUUUACUAAUGUGUGUAAAAUCAAGUUUACAUAAUCGUUGUAGCUAGUAAGAUAAAGUUAAUCUUAAUUUGGCGCUGAUAGUUAUGAACAAUAUUUAUGAUUAAUUUAAUGUAUUUAUUUUAGUUCUUAAUUCUUUUAAUUAAAUAUUUACUUAAACAAAUAAUACAAAAAUAGUUCAGCAAUUUGAAAAAUUAAUGUAUAUGUGAAAUAUAUUUUUUUAUCCUACAAUUGAAAUUUUUGUUUAUUUUAAAUUAUUUAAAUAUAAAUUCAGAUUCCUAUGUAAAAAUAUUUGUUAAGCUAUGAUGAGCUGCGUAGGGGCUCUGAAAUUGGAUGCAGAAUGAUGCCCAACUGUUGGUUUUUAAAUGGAUUUCAUCUGUGAUGUGUCCGUUUUAAAAUCAAUUGGAAUAUGCGCUUAACUGAGUAUUUAGUUUGUUAUGAUGAUUUGCACAGGGGCCUGACCUGUAAUAAUGAAUACAGACAGAUAAUAUUUAUAUUUAACGUGGUCUGUGAUCUGUUAUUGUAUAUAUUAUCUGGAGAAUUAGCAAUCUGAACAAAUUAUGUAGACAAAUAUUAUAAUUUUUUUUAAGACAUGAAAAUCAAAUAUAUAAAUGUAUAAUAAUUAAGUAAGAUUUUAUCUUGUUACUUAUAUUUAUAGAACAAGAUAGUAAUUAUUUUGAUUAAGCUACUGUUAAAAUCUUAUAGUUUUUCAUUUUUACUCUAUUUGUUUUUGAAUUAAUAUUUCAAAUAAUAGUUAUUAAAAAUAAAAAUUUAAAAUACGCUUGUUAUAUAUAUAUAUAUAUGUUAAAGUAUUAUUAUUACUAUUAAAUAAUUCAAAUGUAAAAGUAAUGCUUUUUAACAAGUUAGAGAAAUAUUUAUAUUAUAUAACAAGUAUUUUAUUUGUAUUGUAUGAUCAUUUUGUUUGUAUUUAUAAUAUUUGUAUUUAUAAUAUUUGUAUUAUUAAUGUUUAGGUAUCAUGCGCCAAAUGUUGUGUAUAUUAAAACGGAAGAUCCAGAUCUACCAGCAUUUUAUUUUGAUCCCUUAAUUAAUCCCAUAUCUCAUAGACAUUCAGUCAAGGUAUUUAUUUUUUAAAUUAUAAAGAACUAUUCUUCUAUUUUUUAUUAAUUAUUAAAAUUAAACUAAUUUAUUAUAUUGAAAUUGUUAAACUUUUGAAUUGAAUUCAUUGGAAGCUACGGGAACUUUACAUUUUUUUUUUUAAAUUAAAUUUGUUUAAUAUAAAUUUUCAAUGUCCAAUAUAUUUUUUAUUCUAAAUUUUCAUUGCUAAAUUAAAAUUUAAUGAAUUGUAAAAAAAAAAAAAUAAUUAUAACAUAUUUUAAUUCUUAUUUUUUAAAAAAAAAAGAAAUAUUAAUUCAAUUCAACCAUUAUUAUCAUUCAUAAUUAUAGAUUAAUGAACCUGUAUUUGAUGAUGAUGAAGAAUUUGAAUUACCACCAGAAGUACAACCAUUUUUACAAGAAACACCUGUUUACACUGAUAACACAGCAAAUGGUAUUGCUUUAUUGUGGGCGCCUAGACCAUUUAAUAUGCGUUCUGGUUAGUAUAUUUGUUUAAAAUUGAGUUAGACAUUUUAUUACUGUAGAUACCCAGCAUGUUUUAAUUUUAUUAUUUUUAGGCCGAUGUAGAAGAGCUAUCGAUGUUCCUUUAGUUAAGAGUUGGUAUAGAGAACAUUGUCCACCUGGGCAACCUGUUAAAGUGCGUGUCAGCUAUCAAAAACUAUUGAAGUAUUAUGUAUUAAAUGCUUUGAAACAUCGACCACCUAAACCACAAAAAAAAAGGUUUAUAUUAGUAUACUAUUUAAUUUUGUUUGGUUCAUUUUUUUUUAUUAAUAUAUGUGAUUAUUAGAUAUUUAUUCCGAUCAUUUAAGUUCACCAAAUUUUUCCAAACAACAACAUUAGAUUGGGUUGAAGCUGGUUUGCAAGUAUGCAGACAAGGAUAUAACAUGUUAAACCUUUUAAUUCACCGUAAAAAUCUUAAUUAUUUACAUCUGGAUUACAAUUUCAAUUUGAAACCAGUUAAAACACUAACAACAAAAGAGAGAAAAAAAUCUAGAUUUGGAAAUGGUAUUUAUUACUCAAAUUAUUAACUGAUAGUAUUUAAUUACGCUAACUAUCAUAUAAAUUAAUAACAAAAUUAUUUUAUUAGCUUUUCAUUUGUGUCGAGAAAUACUUCGAUUGACAAAAUUGAUUAUUGAUUCACAUGUACAAUACAGACUAAACAAUAUUGAUGCAUUUCAAUUAGCAGAUGGAUUGCAAUACGUAUUUGCACAUGUGGGGCAACUAACUGGAAUGUACCGUUAUAAGUACAAACUCAUGAGACAAAUACGAAUGUGCAAAGAUCUAAAACAUCUUAUUUAUUAUCGGUUUAAUACUGUGAGUAAUUUUAGUACCUUAAGUGAAUAAAAUUAUUAAAUUACAUUUUAUUUUAGGGUCCAGUAGGUAAAGGUCCAGGAUGUGGAUUUUGGGCACCUGGUUGGCGUGUAUGGUUAUUUUUUAUGCGUGGUAUAACUCCGUUAUUAGAAAGAUGGUUAGGUAAUUUACUGUCCCGACAAUUUGAAGGAAGACAUUCAAAAGGAGUUGCAAAAACUGUUACUAAACAACGCGUUGAAAGUCAUUUUGAUUUAGAACUUCGUGCUUCUGUAAAUAUUUUAUCAUAAUUUUUUUUUAAUAAUAAUUUUAUUCUAAAUAAUAAUUGUUUUAGGUCAUGCAUGAUAUAGUAGAUAUGAUGCCAGAAGGUAUUAAACAAAAUAAAGCUAGAACAAUUUUGCAACAUUUAUCUGAAGCUUGGAGAUGUUGGAAAGCUAAUAUUCCAUGGAAGGUAAAUAAUUAUUUAAUAGAUUUAAUCAAAUAAAAUAUUUAUAAUUUUUUAUUUGUUAUUAGGUUCCUGGAUUACCAACACCAAUUGAGAAUAUGAUUUUACGAUAUGUAAAAAUGAAAGCUGACUGGUGGACAAAUACAGCUCAUUAUAAUAGAGAACGUAUUCGUAGAGGGGCUACAGUUGAUAAAACUGUUUGUAAAAAAAAUUUGGGUCGUUUGACUCGAUUAUACUUAAAAGCAGAACAAGAGCGACAACACAAUUAUCUUAAAGUAUGAUUUUUUUUUUUUUUUUUAUCAUUGUAAUAUUUCAUUUUCUAUUACAGGAUGGACCUUAUAUUUCUCCUGAAGAAGCUGUAGCAAUUUAUACAACAACUGUGCAUUGGCUAGAAUCACGACGGUUUGCUCCAAUUCCAUUUCCUCCGCUUUCAUAUAAACACGAUACAAAAUUACUUAUUUUAGCUCUUGAACGUUUAAAAGAAGCUUAUAGGUAAUUAUUAGUCCAAUUAAUAUUCUUUUACAAUUAUAUUAAAGAGGUAGAAGUAUUCUACGUCAUACUAAUUAUAACUUUAUUAGCGUUAAGUCUCGGUUGAAUCAAAGUCAAAGAGAAGAAUUGGGAUUAAUUGAGCAGGCUUAUGAUAAUCCUCAUGAAGCACUUUCAAGAAUUAAACGUCAUUUAUUAACUCAGAGGACAUUUAAAGAAGUAAGUUAUAUUUAGCCCUUUAUCAAUUCCUAAAUGAACAAUUUAUAAUUCAUUCUAAUAGGUUUUAUUGUGAUAUAUAUGAACUAUAUUUUUAUUAAACUAUGAUAAAUUAUGUUGAUUAUAGAAAAAUCACAAUUAUAAGUUUUGGAAACCUCAAGUUGUUUGUUGUUUUUACUCAUAUGUGUAAACUCAAAUUUUCUUAAUCUUUGUAGCUAGCUUAUUAAGAUAAUCUAAUUUGGUGUUUGUAUUCAAUCAUUAUGAACAAUAUAUUUAUGAGUUUUAUUUUCGUUUAUUUUAAUUUUUUAGUUCUUUUAGGAAUUAAAAUAAAUGUUUCAAUAUUUACCUAAAAAUAAUUAAAUAAAAGGUUAAGCAAUUUGAAAUGAAAAAUAUCUUUGUGUUAAUUCUUUUUUUUGGGAAAUUAUAUUGUUUUUGAUCAUACAUCUUGUUUGAAUUAAAUUAUUUGAACAUUCUAUAUUUAUUUGUAAACACGUUAUUUGUUUAGCUAUGAUGAAUAGCGUAGGGGCUCUGAUAUUGGAUGCAGAAUGAUGCCCAAAUAUUGGUUUUUAAAUGGAUUUCAUCUGUGAUGUGUCUGUUUUAAAAAUUGAUAAGAAUAUGCGCCUAACUGAGUAUUUAUAGUUAUGAUGAUUAGCACAGGGGUCUGAUAUCUGUAAUAAUGAAUACAGACAGAUAAUAUUUAUAUUUAACGUGGUCUGUGAUCUGUUAUUGUAUAUAUUAUCUGGAGAUUUACCCAUCUGAACACAUAUUAUAAUUUAUGAAAAUCAAAUUAAAAAAUUUAUAAUAAUUUAAGUAAGACUUUAUCUUGUUAUUUAUAUGUAUUAAACAAGAUAAUAAUUAUGUUAAUUAAGCUAUUGUUGAAAUAUUAUAGCUUUUCAUUUUACCAUGUCUUGCUCCACAUCAGUCAUUACAUUUUUAAUCAAUAUUUCAAAUAAUAAUCAUUAAAAAUUAAAAACUAUUUUUUUACACUUAUUAUAUAUUAAGUAUUACUAUUCAAUAAAUAUAAUGUAGUAAAACUUAUUUAAUAUGAUUUUCAUACAAAUUUCUUAGUUAAUUGUUUUUAAUAAUAAAUUUAAUAGUGUGUUUUCAUUUUUAGGUUGGAAUAGAGUUUAUGGAUUUAUAUUCACAUUUAGUGCCAGUAUAUGAUGUUGAGCCAUUAGAAAAAAUAACAGAUGCCUAUUUAGAUCAAUAUUUGUGGUACGAGGCUGAUAAAAGACGCUUAUUUCCACCGUGGAUAAAACCAUCAGAUACUGAGCCUCCUCCGUUACUUGUAUAUAAAUGGUGUCAAGGUAUAUGACAGAUAUAUGACAAUCAUAUCUUAAAAAUAACUAUUUAAAUUUUAAAUUUUUUUUGUGAAACAACUUAAAAAUAUUUUUUAUUAUACAUAUAUAUGCAUAUUCUUUUUUAGGUGUUAAUAAUUUACAAGACGUUUGGGAUGUAAAUGAAGGAGAGUGUAAUGUAUUGCUAGAAUCCAAAUUUGAAAAAAUAUAUGAAAAAAUAGAUUUAACAUUAUUGAAUAGAUUGCUUAGAUUGAUUGUUGAUCAUAAUAUUGCUGAUUAUAUGACUGCUAAAAGCAAUGUUAUAAUAAAUUAUAAGGUUUGCUAUUCAAAUAAAAAAACAAAAAUACAUUCUGUAUGGUAUAAAUUUUAAUAUUAUUUACACAAUUACAGGAUAUGAAUCAUACAAAUAGUUAUGGUAUAGUUAGAGGUUUACAGUUUUCAUCAUUCAUUGUUCAAUAUUAUGGAUUAGUUUUGGAUUUGUUGGUUUUGGGAUUACAAAGAGCAUCUGAAAUGGCAGGACCUCCUCAGAUGCCCAAUGACUUCUUAACAUUCCAAGAUGUUCCUACAGAAAUAGCUCACCCGGUCCGUCUUUAUUGUCGUUAUAUAGAUAGAGUACACAUCUUUUUAAGGUAAUUAUUCAGUUAACAAUAUAAUAAUAAACAGGUAUUGAUAAAAUAUAUUUGUAUUAUAUGUACAAAAAAUGUUAUCUACUAGUAAAUUUUUAUUUUUAAAAAUACAUUAUCUGUAGUAACAUUACCAAUAAAUAUUAUUUUCAUUCCAUGACACAAUUAUUGGUUUAUUAAACUGUACAUUUUGUAUUAAUAGAUUCACUGCUGAAGAAGCAAAAGAUCUUAUUCAGCGUUAUUUAACAGAACAUCCUGAUCCUAAUAAUGAGAAUAUUGUUGGUUAUAAUAACAAAAAAUGUUGGCCUCGAGACGCUAGAAUGCGUUUAAUGAAACAUGAUGUGAACUUGUAAGUUAUUAAAGUCACAAUUUCCUAAUGUGGUAAUUAAUAUUGUUUUAAUUUUUAGAGGGCGUGCAGUAUUUUGGGACAUUAAGAACAGACUGCCUCGUUCAACAACUACUAUUCAAUGGGAAAAUAGUUUUGUGAGCGUUUACUCAAAAGAUAAUCCUAAUUUAUUGUUCAAUAUGAGUGGUUUUGAAUGUCGCAUUCUACCAAAAGUGAGAUAUUUCAUAUAUUAAAUAUUUUUUUUAACCUUUUAGUAGGCGCAUGUGCUCAUUUUGUAUGACAGUUAUAAUCUUUAUGUGGCUUGGUUUAUUAUGGGGUUUAUCCUAUUCUACAAUGACUUAUAUGAUAUAUAUUAAUAUUAAUAAUUGUUAUUAUCAAUGUAUAAUUCAGUGAACUCUGUCCUAUCACACAGAAUACAUAGUGCACCUGAUUGUGAAAUAAUUUUUUUUUGUUAUUCAAAUAAUAUUUUUCUAUUCAUUUUUUGGGUAUAAAAAAUUGUUUAGUCUAUAUUUUAUAUAAAUAAUUUUGUUUUUAUUCAUUAUAUUUUAUAUUAAGUACAAUUAAAAAUUAUGAAAAAAAGUAUGUAUAAAAGCAUAACAUAAUGUAUAAAUAAGAGUAAAAUGUUUCCAAACCAUAUUUGAAUUAAAAAUUCUUUAUUUAUCUUUUUAUAUAAUAAAAUAUAUUUGAAAAAUAUGUGUUGCAUAAAAUACAACACGCGCCUGCUCAUGUAAAAUCUAGAGAUGUAUUUGCUGAAAGGUUUAAUUUAUAUUAUAUAUGUAAAUAAAAUGAAUUUUGUUUUAGUGCCGCACAAUCCAUGAUGAACUUACAAAUAGAGAUGGAAUAUGGAAUUUACAAAAUGAAAUCACUAAAGAAAGAACAGCUCAAUCCUUUUUGAGAGUUGAUGAUGAAUCUUUACAGAGAUUCCAUAAUCGUGUCAGACAAAUAUUAAUGGCCAGUGGAUCUACAACAUUUACUAAGGUUCAGUUUCAUUUAAUUCCUACUUAAAGUUGCAUGUAUAAUUAAAAAUGGAUAUUUUAAAUUUUAGAUUGUCAAUAAAUGGAAUACAGCAUUAAUUGGUCUCAUGACUUAUUUCCGAGAAGCUGUUGUAAAUACCCAAGAAUUAUUGGAUUUAUUAGUGAAAUGUGAAAACAAAAUUCAAACCCGUAUUAAAAUUGGUCUUAAUUCAAAAAUGCCUUCAAGAUUUCCUCCUGUUGUUUUUUAUACUCCUAAAGAACUUGGUGGUUUGGGAAUGUUGUCGAUGGGCCACGUUCUUAUUCCUCAAGUAAAAAGAAAAAAAAUUUAAUAAAAUUUAAAAAAUGUUUAAUUUCGUUUUUUUUUUUUUUUAUAGUCUGAUUUAAGGUGGUCAAAACAAACAGAUGUUGGGAUUACACAUUUCCGUUCAGGUAUGAGUCAUGACGAAGAUCAGUUGAUUCCCAAUUUAUACCGUUAUAUACAACCCUGGGAAUCAGAAUUUAUUGAUUCUCAACGAGUAUGGGCUGAAUAUGCUUUGAAAAGACAAGAAGCAAAUGCCCAAAAUAGGUAAUAUCUAAAAUAUGUGAAAUUUAUUUUGGAAUAUAUUGUUGUAUUGAUCUUAUUUUCAGACGUUUAACUUUGGAAGACUUGGAAGAUAGUUGGGAUCGUGGUAUACCUAGAAUUAAUACUUUGUUCCAAAAAGAUAGACAUACUUUAGCGUAUGAUAAAGGCUGGAGAAUUAGAACAGAAUUCAAACAAUAUCAAGUAAUUUUUAAAUUUUUUUUAUACAAAAAAAGUUUUGUUUUAAACAAAACUGGUUUGAAUAUUUUUAUUCAAUUUUCAAAACAUUAAUAAACUGUAAUAUUGAUGAUAUUUUUUAGGUUUUAAAACAAAAUCCUUUCUGGUGGACUCAUCAACGACAUGAUGGUAAAUUAUGGAAUUUAAACAACUACCGGACAGAUAUGAUUCAAGCAUUGGGUGGUGUUGAGGGUAUAUUAGAACAUACAUUAUUUAAAGGAACUUAUUUUCCAACUUGGGAAGGUCUAUUUUGGUAAACAUAUUAUUUUAUAAGGUUUAUAUUGGCUUAUAUCACUUAAACUUUAUUAAUUAUCAGGGAAAAGGCAUCUGGUUUUGAAGAAUCUAUGAAGUACAAAAAGUUGACGAAUGCUCAACGUUCUGGUUUAAAUCAAAUACCUAAUCGUCGUUUUACAUUAUGGUGGUCACCCACUAUCAAUCGUGCUAAUGUUUAUGUUGGUUUCCAAGUACAACUAGAUUUGACUGGAAUAUUUAUGCACGGUAAAAUUCCUACGCUGAAAAUUUCCCUUAUUCAGAUAUUCAGGGCUCAUUUAUGGCAAAAAGUUCAUGAAUCUAUUGUUAUGGAUCUUUGUCAAGUUAGUAUUAAUUUUUUAUACACAUUUUAGAUUCUAAGUGAAGCGAAAAAUUUUGGUUUUACAAAGAUGUUUAUUUUUUUUUCUGUGGGCAAUUUUCGACCAGAAAUCUUACUCCUAUUCUUAAGUUUAGCACCUUUUCUGAAAAGAAAUCUUACUGGGGAGGUACUGUAGGUAAUUUUUUGAUUUUCCCAAGAGUUUAAUCAACAAAUGGGAAAAUCGGUACAAUAUUAAAUAAAUAUUAUUAAAAGAAAAUAUCUAUGGCAUAGCGCACAGAUGUUGUUAAGUACUGUUUUCUUAAUUUUAUAGGAAUUACAAUGUUCACAUUGAUAUUGGCAACAGAAUUUUGCAUAUAACUCAUUUUACCAAAAUUUAUCACAACAUUUGUGUGCUAUACCAUCAACAUAUAAAGCCAAUUAAAUUACUUUACCAUAUGACAUGAGUAUACUGUAGACAAAACAUCACUAUCAACUGAAUUCUGCUCAGAAUAAUUUUUUUUGUUAACAAUGGUUUAUCAUUGCUUACAGAUAUACAUUAAAUUCCCCUCUAUAUCUUACCUUUCCAACCUCUCACCUACAACAGUGGCUGCUCUCCCGUGAAAAGUAUAUUGCUCUUUUUUUUUAUACAAUUUCUAUUAUAGGUUUUUGAUCAAGAACUAGAUGCAUUGGAAAUUGAAACUGUUCAAAAAGAAACUAUUCAUCCACGUAAAUCUUACAAAAUGAACUCUUCUUGUGCAGAUAUACUACUUUUUGCAUCUUAUAAAUGGAAUGUAUCCAGGCCCUCUCUUUUGGCUGAUUCAAAGUAUGUGCUUUUACAAAACCAGUACAAUAUAAUGAAUUUUUGUUCUUUACUUAUAAUUUUUUGUUAUUUUUAAUUAUUUUAGAGACACAAUGGAUAAUACUACUACACAAAAAUAUUGGUUGGAUGUCCAACUUAGGUGGGGAGAUUAUGAUUCACAUGAUGUUGAACGUUAUGCUAGAGCUAAAUUUUUGGACUAUACUACUGAUAACAUGUCUAUUUAUCCAUCACCUACCGGUGUACUUAUUGCAAUUGAUUUAGCUUACAAUUUGCACAGGUAAUGCAUCAAUUUUUUUUUUAAUUAUGAACUUGCUGUUAUUAUUUAAAGCAAUUUAAUUAUCAAUGAAUAAUUAUUUAUUUAGUGCUUAUGGAAAUUGGUUUCCUGGCUGUAAACCUUUAAUUCAACAAGCAAUGGCCAAAAUUAUGAAAGCAAAUCCUGCUUUAUAUGUAUUGAGAGAACGUAUUCGAAAAGCUUUGCAAUUAUAUUCUUCUGAGCCUACUGAACCAUACUUGUCAAGCCAGAACUAUGGUGAACUGUUUUCUAAUCAAAUUAUCUGGUAAAAAUUAUAAUAGUAAUAUUUGUAUGUAUAUUUAUAAGAAAAGUAAAUAAUAUUUUAUAGUUUAAACAGUUGUUUAUAUUAUUAAUUUUGUAUUUAAAUCAUUUGUUAUUACCUAAUAUAUUAAUGCAUUAAAUUAGCCAAUUUCUUGUUUUAGGUUUGUGGACGACACUAAUGUAUACAGAGUCACAAUCCAUAAAACUUUUGAAGGAAAUUUAACAACUAAGCCCAUUAAUGGAGCUAUCUUUAUAUUUAAUCCUCGUACUGGACAAUUGUUUUUAAAAAUUAUUCAUACAUCAGUAUGGGCUGGCCAAAAACGUUUAGGACAAGUAUAUAUAUUUACAUCAAAGUACAAUAUUUAAUUACCACAAUGUAUAACAUAUUAUUCAUUUUUAGUUAGCCAAAUGGAAAACGGCCGAAGAAGUGGCAGCUUUGAUUCGUUCAUUGCCAGUUGAAGAACAGCCUAAACAAAUUAUUGUAACACGUAAAGGAAUGUUGGAUCCUCUUGAGGUUAAUUUUCAAACUGUUUUAUAUAUGAAUUCUAUGAAAAUAAUAUUUAAUAAACACAAUUAAUAUUUAUUGUAGGUGCAUCUUCUGGAUUUCCCAAAUAUUGUAAUCAAAGGAUCGGAAUUACAACUUCCAUUCCAAGCAUGUUUGAAAGUGGAGAAGUUUGGUGAUCUCAUAUUAAAAGCAACAGAGCCUCAGAUGGUUCUUUUCAACUUGUAUGAUGAUUGGCUCAAAACAAUUUCUUCUUAUACGGUAAAAUUGGAAAAAUUAAAAUAUCAUUAUACUUAAUAAAUUUGUAUUUAAUUUUAAUUUUUUUUCAUAGGCAUUUUCUCGGUUAAUAUUGAUUUUAAGAGCUUUACAUGUCAACACAGAACGUACUAAAGUAAUUUUAAAACCAGACAAAACAACCAUUACUGAACCACAUCACAUUUGGCCAACUCUUAGUGAUGAUGAAUGGAUAAAUGUUGAAGUACAGCUAAAGGAUUUAAUAUUAGCUGAUUACGGAAAGAAAAACAAGUAUGAAUUCAUAAAAUAUUUAAGAUCAUAUUCAAAUUUAUUAAAUAUAACAAUUAUUUUAAUUCUAUUACAGUGUAAAUGUUGCGUCUUUAACACAGUCAGAAAUUCGUGACAUAAUUUUGGGAAUGGAAAUUAGUGCACCGUCAGCCCAAAGACAACAAAUUGCUGAAAUAGAGAAACAAACUAAAGAACAGUCACAAUUAACAGCAACUACCACUAGAACAGUAAAUAAACAUGGAGAUGAUAUUAUUACUUCUACUACUUCAAAUUAUGAAACACAAACUUUCAGGUAAAAAUUUUUAAUUUCUGUACAUGGUUGAUGAUUGUAAAAAAAUUUAUUUUAAUUAUUUUAGCUCGAAAACUGAAUGGAGAGUCCGUGCAAUAUCAGCAACUAAUCUACAUUUACGUACAAAUCAUAUUUAUGUAUCAUCUGAUGACAUUAAAGAAACUGGUUACACAUACAUAUUGCCUAAAAAUGUUCUCAAAAAGUUUGUUACUAUUUCUGAUCUUCGUGCUCAGGUAUGUUGAAAUAUUUUAAGAAAAAAUUAUACUAUAAUUUAUUGUUUCCACAUGUAGAACAUUUUUAAUCAUUUGGUUCUCGGAGCUAUUUGUUUUGAGUAUAAAUUAAAGUUUACUAUUUUGUUACUAUAACUUGUUUUAUUGUUACACAAGUUUUUUUAAAUAUUUCAAAAGUAAAUUAUUAAAAAAAUCAUUAAUUCAUUAAAUUAUUAGAUAUUAAGCUUUGCUGCAAUUAAUAAAAUAAAGUUGAUAAAAGUUCAUGUUUCGGGUUCUAUUAUAAAACGUUGAUCCCUCAUUAGAGUGUUAUGAUAAAUUUUAAUGUUAUUGUUAUGAUUAUCUAAAUACAUUUUAUUGUUUUAGAUUUGUGCUUAUUUGUAUGGCGUGAGUCCUCCCGAUAAUCCUCAAGUAAAAGAAAUCCGUUGUUUGGUAAUGCCUCCACAAUGGGGAACUCAUCAAACAAUUCAUGUACCGUCACAAUUGCCCAAUAACCAUCACUAUCUUACUGAUAUGGAGCCACUUGGUUGGAUUCAUACUCAACCCAAUGAAUUGCCACAACUAUCACCACAAGUACAGUUGCAUGAAUUUAAAUUUAAAAAAAUUGAAUUAUUUUAUUUUUUAAACUUAUAUAUCUAAUUAUUAAUAUUUUUAGGAUAUAAGUACCCAUGCCAGAAUUAUGUCUGAUAAUUCAUCAUGGGAUGGAGAAAAAACCGUUGUAAUUACUUGCAGUUUUACUCCAGGCUCAUGCUCAUUGACAGCUUAUAAAUUAACUCCCAGGUAUAAUGAUUAAUACAUUUUUAUUAAUGGUUAUUUUUAUAUAUAUUUUAAAAUUAUUUUGUAGUGGUUAUGAAUGGGGAAGACAAAAUACUGACAAAGGUAACAAUCCAAAAGGUUACCUCCCAAGUCAUUAUGAAAAAGUACAAAUGCUUUUAUCAGACCGAUUCCUUGGUUUCUUCAUGGUUCCUGCUCAAGGAUCAUGGAAUUACAAUUUCAUGGGUAAAUAUUACAAUAAUUACUUUAUUACCUUAUUACUUGAUAGGAUAUUUAUACCCAUUCGAUAUAAAAUAGAUGUUAUGAAUCCUGUUCUUUAAGGUUGUACUGAACCUACACAUUUUUAUUCAACUCUAUACCGAACUUUUAAAAUAUUUUAUUUAAUUCGCACAUUGAAAAAAGUAAUAAAAAGCUAGGUUCUCAAAUUGCUCGGUUCCCUGAUUUAUAAUUAUCAGACCAACUAAUGCAAAAAAAUAGAUUUUUUUUUUUCUUAACUAGGUUACUUUGUCCCACCACAAAACAUUGUAUUGGUUUGUGACCAAUACAAUGUAAUGAAUGAAAUGUAAUGUAAUGAAUAGAAUCAGCACCAAAUGAUUUUUGAACCAAAUUAUUGGGUAUUUAGUUCAGUUUGAUUUUCGAACAGUUCUGUCACAUCUUUUAUCUGAAACUUACAUUUCACAUCUAAAUAUUUAAAAACACCAUUAACCAAACUCCGCUUAGAAUCAUAAAAUAGCAAUGGUUAAUCGUUGCGUACAAAUAUUAGACCUAAUCAAAUCUAUAUAAAUUUAGUUUUAAUAUAUUUUAUUAUAUUAAUUAUUAACCUUAAAUAUAUUAAACAAUUAAUUUUUGAUAUUCAAAUUUUAGGUGUAAGACACGAUGCUAAUAUGAAGUAUGAACUGCAAUUGGCCAAUCCAAAAGAGUUUUACCAUGAGAUUCAUAGACCUGCCCAUUUCCUCAAUUUUUCAUCUCUAGAAGACGGUGAUGGUGUUGGAGCUGAUCGAGAAGAUGUGUAUGCUUAAUGUGUACAUUAUAAUUAUUUGUUUAAGUUAGAAUUAUUUUAUACUUUGAAAAAAAAAUCUUAGUGUAUUAUAUAUAUUAUUUUAUUGUAUUCAACUCAUCUUAAUAGAAACUGUGUUUUUUUUAAGUAUAAAUAAUAUUGUAUUUUGAUGAGACUAAUAAAAUACUAUGUCCCAAAUUUGA